This is a messenger RNA of Miscanthus lutarioriparius, 2736 nucleotides long. NCBI's taxonomy places the organism in Eukaryota, Viridiplantae, Streptophyta, Magnoliopsida, Poales, Poaceae. The record is from the annotation of a GenBank genome assembly.
AUGGCGAUGAUAGAGCUAAUAAUACUCGUGUUGCUCCGUUCGUGCCUUCUGUUCCGGCACGUAGACGCAGCAGGGCACCAUGGAGGCGUGCAUCUGGGGUCCCAGACAGCCACCCUCCUCCAGUGGAAGUCCACCCUGCGGCACUCGCCGCCGGCGCUGGACUCGUGGCAGCAGGGGACCAGCCCGUGCAGCAGCAACUGGACGGGUGUGGCGUGCGCCGCCGUGCAGCGUGGCCGCCGUGCGCCCCUUGCGGUGACCGAGAUCUCCCUGCCAAACGCCGGCCUCAACGGCUACCUCGGUGAGCUCAACUUCUCGGCGCUCCCGUUCCUCACAUACAUUGACCUCACCUACAAUAGUCUCCAUGGAGAGAUCCCGCUGUCCAUCACCUCCCUACCUGCACUCUCCUACCUCGAUCUCGGCGCCAACUGGCUGAAUGGAAGCAUACCAUCUGAGUUCGGCAACAUGCCACGCCUUAACCAGCUAGGAUUCGCCUUCAACAACCUCACAGGUUGUAUCCCUGCAUCCCUUGGGAACCUAACGACACUAGUUUCUCUCUCCACCGGAAAAAACCUGCUCACCGGGCCAAUCCCCGAGGAGCUUGGGAACCUCGCCAGUCUACAACUUUUGGACCUAAGCAAAAAUGCUCUAAGCGGUCAAAUACCUAAAAUCCUUGGCAACUUGACCAAACUAAACAUCCUCCACCUUGGUUUUAACAAUCUUUCAGGGCCCAUUCCACACGAGAUUUGUUUGCCUUCCAAUCUAAGCUACCUAGAUUUGAAUACUAACCUGCUAAGCGGCUCCAUUCCUCCAUGCUUGGGGAACCUUACUACGCUAAACUUCCUUCACCUCGGUAACAACAACCCAUUCAUCGGUUCCAUCCCCGCAGAGAUUGGCGCUUUGGUGCAUCUCCACACCUUGUCUUUAUCCCAAAACAAGAUUUCAGGCUCCAUCCCGGCAACUUUCACGAACCUCACAAGCAUAAGAGACCUACAUCUUUUCUCGAACAAGCUGUCAGGUCCUUUGCCACGAGAGUUCACUAAUUUGACAUACUUAAUAGAUAUCAAUUUGGCAAACAACUCUCUGUCAGGGGAACUGCCCUCCAAUGUAUGCCAAGGAAGGAAUCUUCAGUGGUUCAAUGUAAGCAACAACAUGUUCACUGGCCCGAUUCCUAGAAGCCUUGAAACAUGUAGGAGCCUAGAGAUUCUUGACCUUAGUUCCAACAAAAUGACAGGAGAUAUAUCAUCGUUUGGGCCAUACCCACGACUUGUCAUAGCAAACUUGGGCAGAAACAACUUUUCUGGGUAUUUGUCCAAAACUUGGGCUUCAAACAUCAAUUUGACCAUUUUUGCUAUGGAAGAAAACAUGAUAACCGGAAGAUUGCCUCCUGUGCUUUCAAACCUUGAAAAAUUGGAGGCAAGCUACCUCCGAACUUGGGAACUUGGUGAUGUUGGAGGUCCUAAACCUUUCCAUAAUCAAUUCAGUGGAAGCAUUCCUUCCUCGAUUGGUAGCAUGGCUAGUCUGUCAACACUUGAUGUGUCAUACAAUGACUUGGAAGGUUCUCUUCCAGCAGGAGGACUGUUCCAAAAUGCUUUUGCAAAAUGGUUCCUCCACAACAAAGGCCUCUGUGGUAAUAUCUCAGGCCUGCCGGAAUGCUCUUCAACUCCAAUAAAGGAAUUUCACAAAGCUAGAAUUCACCACUUGGUCCUAGUUGCUUUUAUUCCAGUGUGCAUAGUUAUUAUUCUCUCAAUUUUUGUCUUAGUUAUGAUCCUUCGCAAAAGGAAAAGACCACAAAUUACAGCAGUUACAGAUACCAGAGAUGUUCUCUCGGUGUGGAAUUUUGAUGGGAAACUAGUCUUUGAGGACAUCACUAGGGUAACAGAAAAUUUCAGUGAUAGGUACAUCAUUGGAUUAGGGGGGUUUGGCACUGUCUACAAGGCACAGCUUCAAGGAGGGAGAUUAGUUGCGGUGAAAAAGCUUCACCCAACUGAAGAAGGGAUUAGUGAUGAGAAGAGAUUCUUUAGUGAAAUUGAAGUGCUGACAAAGAUACGGCAUAGAAGCAUUGUCAAGUUGUAUGGAUUUUGCUCCCAUCCAAGGUACAAAUUUUUAGUGUACGAUUACAUUGAGAGAGGAAACCUUCACAUUAUCUUGGAAACUGAGGAUCUUGCAAAGGAGUUGGACUGGCAGAAGCGAGUUGCCACUGCAAGAGAUGUGGCUCAAGCUAUCUACUACUUGCACCAUGAAUGCAACCCACCGAUAAUCCAUCGUGAUAUAACAAGCAACAACAUCUUGCUGGAUGCAGCUUUCAAGGCUUAUGUUUCAGAUUUUGGAAUAGCAAGGAUGCUCAAACCUGAUUCAUCCAACUGGAGCGAACUAGCUGGAACAUAUGGAUAUAUAGCACCUGAGCUUUCUUACACAUCAGUGGUGACAACAAAAUGUGAUGUCUAUAGUUUUGGUGUCGUAGUGCUGGAGAUUGUGAUGGGGAGAUGCCCCAGAGAGCUACAGUCCAUUGCUUCCCUGGAACAACAUCAUGAACUUGCAAUAGAGGAUAUGUUGGACCAACGGUUGCCAUCACCAACAACGGUGGAGAAGAAAGAAAUCUCUUUGCUUGUCGAAGUUGCAUUUGCUUGCCUGCAAACUUCUCCUCAGUUCAGGCCAGAAAUGCAGGAUGUCUAUCAAAAAUUGGCUCUCCACAAACCACCUUUUGUCUCACCUUCUCAUGCACAUACACGUGAAUAA